Carcharodon carcharias (great white shark) is the source of this 1372-nucleotide messenger RNA. RefSeq lists its product as uncharacterized. The transcript has 2 exons. NCBI's taxonomy places the organism in Eukaryota, Metazoa, Chordata, Chondrichthyes, Lamniformes, Lamnidae. The record is from RefSeq and is a predicted model, not a curated record. Bases 199 to 1173 code for a protein of 324 amino acids.
AGCAUUUUCAGCUUUUAUUUCAGAUUUUCAGCAUUCACAGUAAUUUGCUUUAAUUAUUCAUGAUGCCUGUUAGUCAGGACCAGACACCAUGCUCCAUCUUUCACCGUCUCCAAUCGAUUCCCCAAUCCUGCCGACUGUCAGUCACACGCUGCACUUCCUGAACCUCAAUCUCUCAACUUGGUGCAACUGAGGUCAAGAAUGAAGCAGAUACCCCCUCAAAUCCAAGUCAGUGCCUGGGUUGUAAUUUCGUGUUUAUUUACAGGGGCUCCGUUGUGUUAUGUUGUCUCGGGGUUCAUUUACAGCGACUCCAUGUUCUGUUGUCUCGGGGUUUAUUUAAAGGGGCUCUGUGUUGUGUUGUGUUGUCUCAGGAUUUAUUUACAGGGCCUCUGUGUUGUGUUGUCUCGGGGUUUAUUUACAGGGGCUCUGUGUUGUGUUGUCUCAGGAUUUAUUUACAGGCGCUCUGUGUUGUGUUGUCUCAGGAUUUAUUUACAGGGGCUCUGUGUUGUAUUGUCUCAGGGUUUAUUUACAGGGGCUCUGUGUUGUGUUGUCUCGGGGUUUAUUUACAGGGGCUCUGUUGUGUUGUCUCAAGGUUUAUUUACAGGGGCUCUGUGUUGUGUUGUCUCUGGGUUUAUUUACAGGGGCCCUGUGUUGUGUUGUCUCGGGGUUUAUUUACAGGGGCUCUGUGUUGUGUUGUCUCGGGGUUUAUUUACAGGGGCUCUGUGUUGUGUUGUGUUGUGUUCUGACGUCUCGGUGUUUAUUUACAGGGCUCUGUUGUGUUGUGUUGUCUCGGGGUUUAUUUACAGGGACUCUGUUGUGUUGUCUCGGGGUUUACUUACAGGGGCUCUGUGUUGUGUUGUCUCAGGGUUUAUUUACAGGGGCUCUGCUGUGUUGUGUUGUCUCAGGGUUUAUUUACAGGGGCUCUGUGUUGUGUUGUCUCAGGGUUUAUUUACAGGGGCUCUGUGUUGUGUUGUCUCAGGGUUUAUUUACAGGGGCUCUGUGUUGUGUUGUGUUGUCUCAGGGUUUAUUUACAGGGGCUCUGUGUUGUGUUGUCUCUGGGUUUAUUUACAGGGGCCCUGUGUUGUGUUGUCUCGGGGUUUAUUUACAGGGGCUCUGUGUUGUGUUGUCUCGGGGUUUAUUUACAGGGGCUCUGUGUUGUGUUGUGUUGUGUUCUGACGUCUCGGUGUUUAUUUACAGGGCUCUGUUGUGUUGUGUUGUCUCGGGGUUUAUUUACAGGGACUCUGUUGUGUUGUCUCGGGGUUUACUUACAGGGGCUCUGUGUUGUGUUGUCUCAGGGUUUAUUUACAGGGGCUCUGUGUUGUGUUGUGUUGUCUCAGGGUUUAUUUACAGGGGCUCUGUGUUGUGUUGUCUCAGG